UAUACAGCUGUCAGUUGAGGGUAUGGCGCAGCAUCCCGAUGACGCCGUUAGGUUAGAUAUCCAAGUUGCGAUUGCCGACAGGUUGAAGGAGUAUUGUAGCAAUAACUCAGGGGCAACUAUUUGUCCCACCAGCAGGGAAUUCGCCAACGACGACAUUGUUGUCCAAAUUGAUCCAGACACAAGAGACGUUAGCUUCGUCGUAAAAGAUCCAGACAACCUUCAAGGAUCACCAAUUUCAUCCAUUGAUGUCCAAGAUGCGAUAAAUGGAGACUUCACAACCCAAUCACUCGGCCUUAACUUGAGAAUAACACGACUGUUGACUGAAAACGCAAUUCAUGUGGUGUUGAAGAAUUUCAAAGCAGAUGAGUGGCCAGCUCAAAACGCGCAGUUUCUACAAAAUAUGGCAGAUGCAAUCAAGAACUUUUGCGGAAGAGGAGAAUAUCAUCGCACAAUCUGUAAUAUUUCAGAGGCUGUCAGCAAUAAUUUUACCGCUGACCACAUUAAGAGACUCCCAAACACACCGACACAAAACGGAACCGAUUCCAUCCUGUCAUUUUACGCAAGUUUACCAGGAGGCAGUGGCGCGUUACCUGUGAGCGUCUUGGCAACGAUAUUUGUAACGGAACAAGACAACAUACUACCUACCAUCAAUAGCGAGCUCAAAGACCCUGGUACAAGUAUGCCAAGCAGCGAAACUCCAACUCUAACACCUGCACAAACAAACAACUUGGUGCCGAUAACAAUUUUCAACUUCAGUCCAAAGAAGUAUACAGCGUUGGUUGUGGUCGAUAUUAAAGUGACAGUUGCUGCCAGAAUGAACACAUUUUGUUUCAGUACAACAGGGGAUAUAUGCGGCCUCAAUUCAGGCGCUAGCCGAAGGAAGAAGAGAGCUGUUGGAAACCAAAAAUUCAGUGAAAAUGAUGUUCUACUCGAUUCCAACGUCACGGAGUCCGGGAGUAAUACGGUGGUAGGUGCAGUUGUCAACAAACCAGGAACUAAUACUCCAGUUCAAACCGAUGUUGUUGAAGAUGCUUUGCAUCAAACGUUGCAAGAAAAUGGUGAAUCAGAUAUUUCCAAUCUCACUCUUGGUGUUGUGAAUACGCCCACUGUAUCAGAAACUCAGCGAAACAACGCAAUCAAUGUUAGCUUAACUAAUACGAAUACAAAUCAGUGGACGCUGCAACAAGACAUUUCAUUCCGAAACAAUAUGUCGCAAGCAAUCAUCCAAUUUUGUAAUGAAAGUGAUGUGCGAUUGACUUUGUGCAACCUGACACGGGCUCAGGUGGCUCAGAUUGAUGUUCAGAAUGUGCAGAUAUUGCCUAAUUCCCCCACGCAAGAUGGCAGCAAUGCAGUGUUGUCAUUUUUUGUCGAUUUGCCGAGUGGAAAAACAAUGCCUUCCGAACUAUUAACAACUAUUUACAGUCUAUCGCCGAAUGUUAUAUCACAACCAACUACAGUUGCUUCAACGAGCCAAAAUGCCCAACUGUCAAAGAAUGAAACUGACAAUCUAGUUCAGCUGACAGUCGUGGAUGCGUCACAGCAUUCCACUGACGCCGUUAGAUUGGAUGUACAACUUACAAUUGCUAAUAGGUUGAACGAAAAUUGUCAGAACAAUUCUGCUGAUAUUUGUCCUAAAACGAGAAACUUUACCAAAGACGAUGUUCUUGUCCAGAUCGAUGAAACUGGAACAAUUAGCUUCGUCGUCAAAGACCCGGACAGUCCAGAAGGGGCACCACUUUCAUCUAGUGGCGUACAAGAAGUCAUAAAAGGAAAUUUUACAUCCGAUAUUCUCGGCCUAAAUAUGUCAGUAACAGCAGAGACUACAACGACAGUGCCGAAUGCAACGAUAUCACCGAAUGCAACGAUAUCACCGAAUGCAACGAUAUCACCGAAUGCAACCACAGAAACAGCAAAAACCAGUGAAAGUAAAGUGGAUUGGCCAUUAAUAUUAGGAUUGUCGAUUGGUGGAGUACUACUUUUUAUAUUUGUGAUCCUAUCAAUUAUUCUUGGUGUUGUGAAUAAUAGCUCGGGAAGAAGCAAAUUUAAAAGCUACGAAUUUGAUACGCCGCCAGACUCGAUUUACUCAGCACGUGGAUGGGAAUUUGAACGAAAUUCGCCAUACAGUGGCUCACCUUUCGCUAGCAUUGAUGCGAUACCUGGCUUUGAUGAAGAUGGUUUGCCUUCGGAGUGUCAAGCUCAACCAGUUGAUACUCGUGUCUAGCAAAAUCAAUAAACGGACACGUCACAAUUAAUAUACGAGUAAAUAUACACAUAUAACAGAGUUAUGUUGGGGUGGAGAAGCUAUAGAUGAUCAAAAAUUAGCUAUGCUCCUCUAAGAGUAUAAGCAACAAUCGCUUUCAUCGAAGAACAAUCGCCUGUAUUUAAAAAGUUCAAUCACAAGUGUGAAAUAGAAAUUUUGUUAUAUGCUGACCAAUGCGAAAGACUUUAAUUUCUUAAUCCAAGGAAAGAUUUACAGUAAAACGCUGAAACUCAAACUUUUUUUUGAGAAGAUUGCGAUCUUCAACUCGAUAAGUUUGAGUGCAUGUAAGUGAGCUUUUAGAAUAUAGGCGUAUAUAUCUGUGGAUGAACACCCAGCUCAGCGGUAUAAAGCAAUUUCUCAUCUCAAAAUCCUCGACUUAAAAGUUACCAUGAAAGAGAAAUUGGCAUUUGAAAAUUACAAACCAGCCACAUGAUAAUAUGAGCUAUAUGUCAUACAAAUUGUUUUGCUUAUGCUCUUAAAAACGUACCUAUUUUUAUCAUUAAAUUAUAGUAUAUCCAACUAAAAGUUGCAUGCACUCAAUUACAUUUAUACAGUAAAUUAGAUAUAUAGUAGGUCAAAUUCGAAAUUGUGUUACUGUUAGAAAUAAUUUUACUCAUCUAAAAUGAGUUUGUAAUUCUUUGAUAAAACAAUGUGCAUGACCAGCUAGUAUUUAUAUAAAAUUAUAUUUAUUCCAAUUAUAUUAAACAAUAUCAGAACGGAAAUACAACACACUAAUACAUUAAGAUCAAAUAUAUAUAUAAAUAUGACAUGCAUCGUAUAUAUGCUUCUCCAUUCUCCGUCUCCGACACUUUCACAAUUGCUAACUUUGUAAAAUUCAUGGACUUGCCGAAAAAGAGUGUUUCUGAACACAUCAAAAAUUUCGUUAUUGCUGCGGAGGGAGCGAGCCUGAAGCGAGCGAGCGUAGCAGCAGUCUAAUUGGCGUAGUAGGCAGUGAAAGGCAAAUUUUUAGGGUUGCGUUGCAUUGUGGUUGUGCGCAGUGACGCAGUUGUAUCAGGCCUGUUUGUAUGCGCAGUUGUGCACAAAUUAAUCUCACGUUUCAGUGACAUGGAUUAAAUACCAAU
Dendronephthya gigantea is the source of this 3342-nucleotide messenger RNA. RefSeq lists its product as uncharacterized. Bases 23 to 2221 code for a protein of 732 amino acids. The transcript has 13 exons. NCBI's taxonomy places the organism in Eukaryota, Metazoa, Cnidaria, Anthozoa, Malacalcyonacea, Nephtheidae. The record is from RefSeq and is a predicted model, not a curated record.